This is a messenger RNA of Drosophila eugracilis, 907 nucleotides long. It is a transcript of the gene Prosalpha5, whose product is annotated as proteasome subunit alpha type-5. Bases 110 to 844 code for a protein of 244 amino acids. The transcript is spliced from 3 exons. NCBI's taxonomy places the organism in Eukaryota, Metazoa, Arthropoda, Insecta, Diptera, Drosophilidae. Gene Ontology annotation, cellular component: proteasome core complex, alpha-subunit complex; proteasome core complex; nucleus. The record is from RefSeq and is a predicted model, not a curated record. Gene Ontology annotation, biological process: proteasome-mediated ubiquitin-dependent protein catabolic process.
GCUACCUAUCGAUAUAACUAGUGACGGCACUUUAUCCGCAAGUCAUUUCAGCGUCAAGUCAUCCGGCAUUUGUUUGCGAUUUUUUAAAGGAAAUUUAAGAAAACCCACCAUGUUUCUUACCCGCUCCGAGUACGACAGAGGCGUGAACACCUUCUCGCCAGAGGGCCGCCUCUUCCAGGUUGAAUACGCCAUUGAGGCCAUUAAAUUGGGUUCCACAGCGAUUGGAAUUUGCACAAAAGAAGGUGUUGUUCUGGCCGUGGAGAAACGCAUCACAUCGCCUCUGAUGGUCUCCAGUACUGUGGAGAAGAUCGUGGAGGUGGACAAGCAUAUAGGCUGUGCCACCUCCGGUCUGAUGGCUGAUGCCAGGACCCUUAUCGAAAGAGCACGCGUUGAGUGCCAAAACCACUGGUUCGUCUACAACGAACGCAUGUCUAUCGAGUCCUGCGCCCAGGCCGUGUCCACUUUGGCCAUCCAGUUUGGUGAUAGCGGAGAUAGCGAUGGUGCCGCCGCCAUGAGUCGUCCUUUUGGCGUGGCCAUACUUUUUGCCGGUAUCGAGGCUGGUGAACCGCAACUCUGGCACAUGGAUCCAUCCGGCACUUUUGUACGCCACGGAGCUAAGGCCAUUGGAUCGGGCAGCGAGGGAGCACAGCAGAAUUUGCAGGAUAACUUUACCACCCAGAUGACCCUCAAUGAUGCCAUUGAACUCUCGCUAAAUACUUUGAAGCAGGUUAUGGAAGAGAAGCUGAAUUCAACCAACGUUGAGGUGAUGACCAUGACGAAGGAUAAGGAGUUCUACAUGUUUACUAAGCAGGAGGUGGAGCAGCACAUUGCCAACAUUGCGUAAAUGCCAGCGGACUUUAAUUGGUUUAACUUCAAAUGUAAUGUGAAUAAAUGGAUUCUAAAUCGA